UGAGACAGCAACUUCAACAAGAAUGAUUUAUCCUGGAUCAGCUUAGGAUUUAUCUUCACUCAUAGUUUAGGAUUUGCCCGGGCUCACAGAUUGAUUGGUAAGAAGGCUUAAUGAAGGGAGAGGAAGGCAUCUGGCCACAUUGCACUCACAGGAAGCAUAAAGACAUGAAAACUGGGACUCAACUCUCUUUGUCCUUUUCAUUCAGUGCAGAACCUCAAUGGAGGAAAUAGUGAUGCCUACACUCCAGGCACGUCUUCUGUCUGUUGUUGAACUUCCCUGGAAACAAACUCAGGGAUGUGCCUGGAGACUUGUCCGAUAUACCAGAGGGUACAAGGAACUGGGUGCCUGAGUCUUAUUCUUCUGGGGAUUUUACUGAGGUAAACGGAUAGCAGAGCUAGCUCAUCACAGGUCUCAGCUUGCUUCCAGACCAUCCCCACCCUCCGGCCAGUGAAAACCAAAAACAGACCCAGGAAACCUCGCAGACUCAGCUAUCAGAAAUGAAUGAGGAAAGACCCACUUAUGCAGAGCUGAAAUUAUCCCUGAAGAGUAAGAAGGACAAAACCCAGCCAACUCAGAAAAAGAGAGGUUUUCUUGUUUGUUAUGUAUCCUGCCUGUUGAUCUCAUGCAGAAUAUCCAUGGCGCAUAAGUGUUGUGAUCCUGGGAACAGUAUGUCUUUGUCUUCUGAUGUCAAUCACAGUCUUGGGAUAUCUGUUGUGGACUUAGUUUUUCAGAGGACUUCAAGCUUCAAAAUUCAAUGUGAGAAAUAUGCAAAUGAAAGUGCUGUCUCCUCAAUGAAAGGAGUAGACCCUUCAGGAUUGCCACCGACUACAGGAGCAGGCUGCUACACAUGUCAAGGAGGAUGGCUUUGCUGUGGAGAAAAGUGUUACUACUUUUCAAAAGCAGAAAUGACAUGGGAGGAGAGUGAGGCAUCCUGCGAAUGCCUGGGUUCUAAUCUCGCUAAGAUUGACAGCAGAGAGGAGCAGAACUUUAUUCAGUCACGACUGAAUUACAGCUAUUGGGUUGGAUUACGUCAAAAGGGAGGUCAGUUCCAAUGGGUACACAAUAAGGAUGCAAAACUUUCUUCAGAUUUAGAUUUUCACAUGACAACACAUGUAGCAGAUGCAGCAUGUGGAUACAUCAAGCCAAAAAGUCUCAGCAGUGCUCAAUGUAACAGAUAUUUCCACUACAUUUGUAAAAAGAAUUUUGCCUGCAAGGUAACUUCAGAGAAUUGAUAAAAGCACAGUUUUACUUUUUUUAAAUUCCUUCAUGGCUAUGAGUAAAGUAAAAUACAUGCAAAUUGGUAAACUCUACAUGAUUUAUGAAGCCUUAUUCUCCUGAAUCAAAAGCAAAGUACAGAUUUUUGUAUAGUAAGUGAAAUAAAUUCAAGAAGUAUAUAUAUUAAAAUGGCAAGAAUCAGUAAAUGGAAAAACAUGAAUGACUUGUUUUGGUGAAAGACAUUUAUUUCUCUUAAUCAUCUAGGAAAUUUUAAUUCAAUGUUUGACCACUAUAUUUACACUCUUUAAAAUACAAAAGAAAGCCUUCCCGUCUCCAUCUGUGUCCCAGAGCUAAGGCUAUCCCACAGAUCUCUGUACCCAAAUCUCACCUGGAGAGAUCUGGUCUCCCAGGCAUGGUAUCUCACUCCUACACCCACAGGAGAGACCACCACUUUUGCUCCAAUAACUGUCCAAAAAUAAGUAUCUGCCAGGACUGCACAGGGCACAGGAACCACGGAGCAGCCUGGGACAGGAUCCUUGAAAUCUCCAACUGCACCCUGGAACUAAGGCUGUCCCACAGCUCUCUGUACCCAAAUCCUUCCUGGAGAGAGCUGGUCUGCCCAGGAGUGAUAACACACCCAGUGAAGGAGGUAGAGAAAGAACUGAAGUAGCUGAAGGGGUUUGCAACCCCAUAGGAAGAACAGCAAUUUCAACCAACCAGAAUCUCCAUAUCUCCCAGGGACUAAAAAACCAAAGAGUACUCAUAGAGGGACCCGUGGAUCUAGCCACAUAUGUAGCAGAGGAUGGUAUUGUUGGGCAUCAAUAUGAGGAUCCACCCUUGGUCCUGUGAAGACUCAAUGCCCCAGUGUAGGGGAGUGCCAGGAAGGAGAGAUAGGAGUGAAGAGGUGGGAGUGGAUGCAUCCUCACAGAAGAAGGGGAAGGAGAGGAUGAGAGAGGGGAGAUCCAGAGUGAAAACAAUGAAAGGGGAUAACAUUUGAAAUGUAAAUACAUAAAAUAUCCAAUAAAAAUAAAUUUAAAUAUA
Messenger RNA from Apodemus sylvaticus (European woodmouse), 2256 nucleotides. Its product is annotated as C-type lectin domain family 9 member A-like. Gene Ontology annotation, molecular function: (1->3)-beta-D-glucan binding; pattern recognition receptor activity. The transcript has 8 exons. Gene Ontology annotation, biological process: positive regulation of lymphocyte activation; positive regulation of cytokine production involved in inflammatory response; positive regulation of phagocytosis. The coding region runs from base 498 to 1232 and encodes 244 amino acids. Gene Ontology annotation, cellular component: cell surface. The record is from RefSeq and is a predicted model, not a curated record. Lineage: Eukaryota; Metazoa; Chordata; Mammalia; Rodentia; Muridae.